Messenger RNA from Gadus chalcogrammus (walleye pollock), 597 nucleotides. Its product is annotated as hemoglobin subunit alpha-2. The record is from RefSeq and is a predicted model, not a curated record. Gene Ontology annotation, molecular function: organic acid binding; oxygen carrier activity; heme binding. Gene Ontology annotation, cellular component: blood microparticle; haptoglobin-hemoglobin complex; hemoglobin complex. Lineage: Eukaryota; Metazoa; Chordata; Actinopteri; Gadiformes; Gadidae. The transcript has 3 exons. Gene Ontology annotation, biological process: oxygen transport; hydrogen peroxide catabolic process. Bases 59 to 490 code for a protein of 143 amino acids.
GCGAAUUAGCUACAUAUUGAACUUUACCACAGAGUCCAAUCUGACCACACUAUUCAAGAUGAGUCUCACACCAAAGGACAAGGCGACCGUCAGGCUCUUCUGGGGCAGGAUGUCCGGCAAGGCCGAGCUUAUCGGCGCCGAUGCUCUUUCAAGGAUGCUCGCUGUGUACCCGCAGACCAAGACUUACUUCAGCCACUGGAAGAGCAUCAGCCCUGGUUCCUCUGAAGUGAAGAAGCACGGCAAGACCAUCAUGAUGGGCAUCGGAGAUGCUGUGAACAAGAUGGACGACCUGGAAAGGGGUCUUCUUACUCUGAGCGAGCUGCACGCCUUCAAGCUGAGAGUUGACCCCACCAACUUCAAGCUUCUCUCACUCAACAUCUUGGUGGUUAUGGCUAUUAUGUUCCCUGAUGAUUUCACCCCAAUGGCUCAUUUGGCCGUCGACAAGUUCCUGUGUGCUUUGGCCCUGGCUCUGUCCGAGAAGUACCGAUAAACUGAGAUCGGUCGGAUAUAGGCAGACAAUAGGAUGGAUGAAAGUAUCAGGUUCCUGUUGAGUCUUCUGUUGAAAAAAUAUGAAUAAAAGUUUGAAUCCCAUCAUUA